AGCUGCUACAAUGAGCGAGGCGGAGAAACAGGCGGUGUCCUUCGCCUGCCAGCGCUGUCUGCAGCCCAUCGUGCUGGACGAGCAGCUGGAGAAGAUCAGUGUCCAUGCCAUGGCGGAGUUAUCACUGCCUAUCUAUGGGGACAAUGGAAACGCCUUGGACCCGCAGGACGCCAGCAGCUUUGACCAUUUCGUUCCGCCCUACAGGCUCACGGACUCUAUCAAUGGCACUGGGUUUAUGCUGGUGUCCGAUGGGCGGGACAGCAAAAAGAUGAGCGCUGCCUUCAAGCUAAAGGCCGAGCUUUUUGACUGCCUUUCCUCCAACUCCGAGAUCGACCAUCCCCUAUGCGAGGAAUGCGCCGAUUCCAUGCUUGAGAUCAUGGACCGAGAGCUGCGCAUCGCCGAGGACGAGUGGGAUGUGUACAAGACGUAUCUGGACGAGCUCGAACAGCAAAGGGAGGCCCCUAACGUGGAUGCCUUGGACAAAGAGCUGGACGAACUGAAACGCAGCGAGCAGGAGUUGCUCUCGCAGCUGGCCGAGCUCAAGGAGGAGGAACAGUCGUUAAACGCAGCCAUCGCACAGGAGGAGCUGGAGAGGGAGCAGCUGCACGAGCAGGAGGAAAGCUACUGGCGAGAGUACACCAAGCACAGACGUGAACUGAUGCUCACAGAGGACGAUAAACGCAGCUUGGAAAGCCAAAUCGCUUACUCGCGGCAGCAGCUGGACAAACUGCGGGAUACCAACAUUUUCAACAUCACCUUUCACAUAUGGCAUGCUGGCCACUUUGGCACCAUCAAUAACUUUCGGCUGGGCCGCCUGCCCUCCGUUUCCGUGGACUGGUCUGAGAUCAACGCCGCCUGGGGCCAGACAGUGCUCCUACUAUCCGCCCUGGCCCGCAAGAUCGGACUCACCUUCGAACGGUACCGUGUGGUGCCGUUCGGCAAUCACUCCUACGUGGAGGUACUCGGCGAGAACCGGGAGCUGCCACUCUACGGCAGUGGCGGCUUCAAGUUCUUCUGGGACACUAAGUUCGAUGCUGCCAUGGUGGCCUUUCUCGACUGCCUCACUCAGUUCCAGAAGGAGGUGGAGAAGCGGGACACCGAAUUCCUGCUGCCCUACAAAAUGGACAAAGGCAAGAUCAUCGACCCCUCCACGGGAAAUUCCUACUCGAUCAAAAUCCAGUUCAACUCGGAGGAGCAGUGGACGAAGGCUUUAAAAUUCAUGCUGACAAACCUGAAGUGGGGAUUGGCUUGGGUCUCCUCGCAGUUUGUGUCGCCCUGAGGCAAUCGU
Messenger RNA from Drosophila serrata, 1288 nucleotides. It is a transcript of the gene Atg6, whose product is annotated as Beclin-1-like Atg6. Lineage: Eukaryota; Metazoa; Arthropoda; Insecta; Diptera; Drosophilidae. Gene Ontology annotation, cellular component: phosphatidylinositol 3-kinase complex, class III, type II; phosphatidylinositol 3-kinase complex, class III, type I; phagophore assembly site. Gene Ontology annotation, molecular function: phosphatidylinositol 3-kinase binding; protein-macromolecule adaptor activity. Gene Ontology annotation, biological process: late endosome to vacuole transport; autophagosome assembly; mitophagy. The record is from RefSeq and is a predicted model, not a curated record.